AUGUCCAGCGCCACGAACGGCUCGGAGACGACGUACUUCACUGCCAUCGCCAACCGCGACGUUGAGGCGCUGAAGGCCCUCAUCGCGCAGAACCGCAACGUGAACGAGGUGGCGCAGGACCCGGCGCUGUAUCACCGUACACCGCUGCACGUAUGCGUGUGGGACAACUUCGUGGAGGGCGCGAAGCUGCUACUGGACGCGGGUGCGGAUGUGAACGCUCUUGACGACCUGCACGACUCCCCGUACCUGCUUUCCGGCGCUGAGGGGCGGCAGGAGAUAAUGGAGCACAUCUACAAGAACGCCGAGCGAACAAUGCGGUACGGAAGCCAGACGAGCCUCCGCAUGAAGACGAGCGUGCCGGACCACUCUAUCGUGAACCGGUUUGGAGGAUCUGCCCUGAUCCCCGCCUGCGAGCGCGGUCACGUGGAGAUGGUGCGCCUGCUUCUGCAGAAGGGUGCCGAUGUGAACCACUACAACUACCACCACUGGACUGCUCUGCUGGAGGCUAUCGAGCUCGGUGGUGACGAUCGUGAGCACGUCGAUAUUGUGCGGAUACUCAUCGAGAACGGUGCUGAUGUUAACCAGGUGGAUGGUGCCGGCAGGACGCCACUGUAUCUCGCACGCAAGCACAAGUACAAGCGGAUUGCCGCGCUGCUGGAGGCCGCCGGCGGUCACGAGUGA
Leishmania mexicana MHOM/GT/2001/U1103 is the source of this 681-nucleotide messenger RNA. RefSeq lists its product as hypothetical. Gene Ontology annotation, molecular function: protein binding. The record is from RefSeq and is a predicted model, not a curated record. The coding region runs from base 1 to 681 and encodes 226 amino acids. Lineage: Eukaryota; Euglenozoa; Kinetoplastea; Trypanosomatida; Trypanosomatidae. The transcript has a single exon.